Molecule: messenger RNA, 3015 nt
Organism: Leptomonas pyrrhocoris
Lineage: Eukaryota; Euglenozoa; Kinetoplastea; Trypanosomatida; Trypanosomatidae
Product: putative calpain-like cysteine peptidase putativecysteine peptidase Clan CA family C2
Exons: 1
Coding region: 919-3015 (698 amino acids)
Biological process (GO): proteolysis
Molecular function (GO): calcium-dependent cysteine-type endopeptidase activity
Source: RefSeq, a predicted model, not a curated record
AGAAACUUCGACGAUUUCCACCGCACGUGAGGAUUCGGUACAUCGUAAACACCUGUAAAGCAAAGUAGGAGUAAUACGUACUCCGCAAGAGCACCUCUACUUGCUUUAGAGACGCUUUCUAUUCCGUGUGAAGCACGAUACGGAGCGACACGUCUGCGGUUUAGAGGCCUUUGCUCAGUCUACGGUACACCUGUCUGAGUAGGACUCUUCCGCACACACAAGCCUUUUCUUUUUUCUUAAUUCACAUCUUAUUCCUCAAUGAGCUAAGUGCGUUACGUCACCACGAGGUGCUGCUUCACAAGGUCAGCAAGCCACAGCAUCUUUCUUUCGUCUUCUGCGUGGUAGCACGACUGUGCAUUGCACCUAGUAAACCGGAAACACAACAGCCGAGCUCGCUGCAUCUGCCCGCCCACUUCACGUUAUACACUGCAAAUUCCUUUCUGCUCUUUCAUUUUUAGUUUCAUUGUCCUUCUCUGUAUUAGUAGCAGAGCGAGAAGACGAGUUCGUGCUCUCGAAUUGGUGUCGAUUGGUCGGUACCUCGUAGUAGUGCGUCAACUUGUCGCUGUGCUUUUUAUUCCACCCCUUUUCUAACAUACAAAUCUUUUUAUUUACAGCGACACCCGUCUCGAACGCAGCCGCGGUUGGCACGCGCCCGUUCUCGACUCGACUGAGGGGCUAGAGUUUCUUUUUUUCUUAUCCCCCAUCUUUUCGUUCUCUCCUCUUUGCAGUAUACCCGCGUGUUUGCACUCCUCUCAUUUUGCUUGCUUUUGCUGCUUUCUUUUGAUAUAUAUUGAGUCGCUUCUCUGCAUAAUUAUUUCCUACUCUCUCCCCCUCUCCCCCUCUCCCAAUCCACCCACCUCAACAGCGAAUACUACCCGGUCAAUCGACGCCGCACACGUGUGCAGUCCGCUUGUCACGAUGGGCAAAAAGGCCGACAGGAAUCAGAAGAAGGUGACGAAGUUCAAGUACGGCGGGCCGGCGGUGAAGGGCGACAGCUACGCCCUCUUCGACGAUGGCCGUUGCUUCCGCGUGGAGGUGGGCAAGAAGAAGUGGUUCCUCUAUAACGACACCCUCGAGAUGGAGAUGCACAUCAACUUCACCUUCGAGCGGGGUACCGCGGUGCACAACGUCAAGCAUGGCCGGACGGAGAUGAAGCGCACAGGAGCAGGCAGCACGCAAUGCACCGUGAUCGUGUACCCCCUCGAGACGAUCCCCUUCGUCAAGCUCGACAAGAAGGAGGGGAUUGCCUACUCGGCCGUCAACAGCUCCCGCGGACUCGCCCCGGGGUACAUCGAGAAGGUGAACCGCGAAGCACGGCAGAAGUGCGCGGGUGAGACGCGGAAGGUGGCGGUAGUGGCGGGCGUCACGCACAGCGACGAGGAGCUGCUGUACAAGUGCCGCAAGAGCAGGAUACCGUACGUGGACAUGACUUUUCCCCCCGCCGAGGCGUCGCUGCAGCGGCCGUCCGAUACAAAGAAGGUGGCGAACCUGGAGGCGGUUACGUGGCGGCGGCCGCAGGACUGCAUUCCUGAAAUGGCCCACAAGGAGAUCAAGCUGUUCCGCGCGGGCGUCGACCCGAACGACAUUGGCCAAGGCAUGCUGGGCGACUGCUGGUUUAUGUGCUCCAUCGCGGUCGUGGCGGACAGCACGACGAUGAUCAAGGACCUGUUCCGCCACCCGGUGUCGAAGUCGAAGCGGAAGAAGGAGCAAAAGGCGGGCGGGUACCGCGUGUACAUCAACAAGAACGGGUGGUACCACAACGUUAUCGUGGACAGCUACCUGCCCAGCUACAACUGCGCCGUGUACUUUGGCCGCUCCGCCGGCGACCCCUACGAGCUGUGGGUGUCGCUGCUGGAGAAGGCGUACGCGAAGGUGCACGGCUCCUUUGCCUCCAUCAUCGGUGGCAACCCGCUGCACGCCCUGAAGGACUUGACCGGCUUUCCGGUGUACUCCUUCAACGACACCUGGAAGGAGGCCGCGUUCGACGAGGACAAAGCCUCGGCCUUCUUCAAGGUGCUGCUGCGGCACCGUCAGAGGGGCUACUUGAUCUCGAUCAGCACCCCUGGCACGGACACGAGUGCGUACAACGCGGCCGGGGCGAAGGCGAACUCCGAGGACCUGGAGUCGCGCUACACCGCCGCCGGCCUCCGCACGGGCCACGCGUACUCGGUGCUGAAGGUGCGUCAGUUUCUGAUGCCGCGUGUGAAACUGCUGAAGAUCCGCAAUCCGUGGGGCACCGGCGACGAGUGGACGGGCGCGUGGGGGAAGAACAGCGACAAGUGGAAGAAGCACUCGUUGGUGCGGCGCUCCUGCAAGCCGAGUAAGGAGAGCGACGGGACGUUCUGGAUGGAGUGGAAGGACGCCGUGCUGUACUUCGAGGGCGGUGGCGUGUGCAUGGUGAAGAAGAAGUGGUUCCAGUACAACUUCCAGGGCAAGUUCAUCGGCAUCCUCCCUUCUAUCGCGCUGAAGAUUGAGUUGAAGAAGAAGCAGAAGAUCUUCUUUACCCUCUCGCAAAAGGACCGGCGCAUGCUGAAGGACGGCGACCCGGAGCAGCUGUACAAAGGGCUUCUCAUCUCCGUCACCGGGUUCAACGCGGUAACCGACAUGCAGCAGGUCAUCUCCCUCAGCACCCAGAACCCGGAGAUCAACCCGCCAGAAAAGUACGAGUACACUGUCGCACGGGACGUGGGACUGGAGAUCGAGCUCGAUCCAGCGCGGAGUCCUUUCUACGUGAUCCCGCGUAUCAUGGUGGCCAACAAGGGCGGACCGAAGGACUACACGUUCGGCAUGUUGACACCGAACAAGUCCUCCGAGAAAGGGCUACGUGUGUCCUUUGUGCACCUCCCCGACUCGUGCCCCGCCUUUCAGCAGGUGUCGUCCUUCAAGAUGGAGGGGGAGGAGUUGCUGCCGACGCGGUUUCAGUACAAGAAGCGUGGCGGGGCGCCUCGGCUGAAGGAGGGCGUGACGGCCUUCGGGGCCACCAACGUCAAGGAGGAGUUCCCCUUUCCUUUCUAG